AUGGCCGAUGCUCUGCAGAUUUCCAAGCCCCUCUGCAGCAGCUGCUGGAGGAACAGGGGCUUGCGGCUACAGGACUCCUCCACUUUUUGGGAGGUCAUCAGUGAUGAGCAUGGGAUCGACCCCACUGGCAGUUACCAUGGAGACAGUGACUUGCAGCUGGAGAGAAUCAAUGUGUACUACAACGAAGCUGCUGGUAACAAAUACGUACCUCGGGCCAUCCUGGUGGAUCUGGAGCCAGGCACCAUGGACUCGGUCAGGUCUGGACCAUUUGGCCAGAUCUUCAGGCCAGACAACUUCGUGUUCGGUAUGUAGUCCUGAUCCAUGGCAAAUGGCUCAGUGAGUCUCCUUUCUCAACACUGUGGAAAUCAUCGUUCUUGGUGCUGAAUGCUAAGGUGGAGAUUGUGUGUCCAUGGACAGCCUUGGGUCCUGGCCACUUCUCUGGCCCCUCUCUGGGCAGCUCAAAGAGCUGCCAGCCUGCAGAGGGCUUCUAUGGUGCUCCUACUACAGAGCAGCCCGUGGCAGUAAAGAAUACUGAGCAGUGAUGAACCUUCCAACAGGAAGGUUAACAGGCUGCCGGUAAUGUCAGAGGGCCCGAGACAGCAGGUAACCACUUCAGGCAGCCAAAGGCCAAAGGCACAGGUUGUGACCAGAAGUGGAGACAGCAGCUUGGAGCCCAUCUUCUUUUUGGAUCAUAUUGUACC
This is a messenger RNA of Prionailurus viverrinus (fishing cat), 701 nucleotides long. RefSeq names its product tubulin beta-4B chain-like. The transcript is spliced from 3 exons. Lineage: Eukaryota; Metazoa; Chordata; Mammalia; Carnivora; Felidae. Gene Ontology annotation, cellular component: microtubule; cytoplasm. The coding region runs from base 1 to 312 and encodes 103 amino acids. Gene Ontology annotation, molecular function: GTP binding; GTPase activity; structural constituent of cytoskeleton. The record is from RefSeq and is a predicted model, not a curated record. Gene Ontology annotation, biological process: neuron migration; microtubule cytoskeleton organization; mitotic cell cycle.